AUGGCGCUCGACGUACCGGCGCGCCAGGGCGGGGGCGCCCACAUCGACGAAGAGGCCGCCCAGCCGCUCGCCAGCCGCCAGGUCGUGACCUUCGAGAUCGAGCCCUGGCCCCCCCCGUCGCAGGUGGAGGCCGCCGCCCCGCCGCGGCGCGCCGCGCCGCCCGCCGUGGCGCUCCUGGCGGCGCUGGCCGCGCUCUGGUGCUGGUCCGCGGCGGCGGGCCGGGGGUGCGCCGCGUCCUAUUCCAACGAAAAGGAAUUCGUCCAGCGGUACGCGCUCGGGCCGGCGGCGGUGGCCGUGCCGUAUGCCGCGCUGGCGGCCUGGUGCGUGUGGGUGCGCGGGAGCUUCCAGGCCAGCCUGCCGCUGCACCGGUGGACGAGGGCCUACGGGUUGGGCGCGGGCGCGGCGGCGGCGCUGUUCGCCUCGUACCCGUGGAUGAAUGGGUGCGAGCACUGGCGUUUGAGAGGUGUUAUUUUCCCGACCCUGAUGGCGCUGAAGAUCGUCUCGCUGGUCAUCGUCGCGAACAAGCUGGAGGAGCUGCAGCGCCCGCGAGUCGCAUUGGCCGUGCAGCGCCUCUCGGCCGUGAUGCUGCUGGGCACAGUGCUGUGGUAUGAACUCACUGGCGUUGGCUAUAGCCUGAUCAGCGUGGUGCUGAGCGUGGUGCUGUUCGCCGUGCUGUUCGCCUACCUGGGCGCGUGCAUCUUCGGCGUCUGCGGCCUCCUGGCCGCCGCGGCGCGCGCCCGCUCCUCCAGAAGCGCGGCGCAGCGGCGCGCGGCCUGUUUCGUCGUGGCGACGGCCCUCGCCCUGGCGCUCUCCUUCACCACCAGCGUUAUGCUGCUCUUCGAGUUCGGAUCUUUCUGGUUGGCGACCCUCGACGCGCUGGGCCGCCCUCCCCACAACUGCUACACCGACGACCAGCUCCAAUCCUUCUACGAGAAGUAUUUGGACUACCUGGACAGGGCGCAGGUGAAGCGGGUGCGCUGCGGCUACCUGCGGCGGCUGGCCUCAGCCGGUGACGUCAUGCAGCGUUGCCAGGAGGUACCGCUCGAUCAGGUGUUCAUCGGAAGCACAGGAUUUCCACUUGUGCGUGAUGGGGAGAAGAAAAGGUUCGUCCUUUCACACCCGUGGUUGUCAAAGGAGCACCCCGAUCCCACUGGCGUCAAGUUGAAGCUGCUCGUGCAGCAGCCCGACAUGCUGCAUGCCUCCGACGAUCACGCCGUGUUCGUGGACUACAUGAGUCUCCCCCAGAACGACAAGCUGAACCCGGAGCUGCAGCGCAUCGAGGCCGCGUCGGGGAUGCCCAAGCCUGGCUCGCAUCCGUCCGUGCGCACAGUUGCGGAGGAGGCCCAGUUCAAGGAGGCGCUCUUCGCCAUGGAGCAGAUCUAUAGCAUUGGCAAGACGCCGGUCAUUGUUCUGCCCAUGGAUGGCGACGUGGACGCGGGCAGGGAGUACAUUUCCAGAGGCUGGUGCCUUCUGGAAUUCUGUCUCUCCAUGGGCUUCGACAACAUCUCGAAUGCCGCGAUCCACGAGCCUGUGAGGCGCCUGAGGGAGCAUGUGGAGUCCUUGAACGGACACACGGUCGAAGGUUUCCACCAAGCGUUUAAAUUGACGCACUUCACGAACAAGGGCGAUGCCAACGUCGUUCUCAAGCUGUUCGAGAACACGCUGAAUCUGCCGCCCCGCGGCCGCUGCUGGCGCCGGGGGGCCGCCCUGGCCGCGCUGCUGUGGCUGCCCGUGCGGCCGGGGGCGCCCUUCGCGCCGGCGGCGCCGCGGGGCCGGCGGCGGCUGCUGCUGGGCCUGACGGCCCCGGCGGUGCAGCUGGGCGGCUGGCCGGGCGGCGCCGCCGCCGAGGAGCCGACGCCCGAGGACUUCGACGCCAUCCGCCGGGCCUUCGCGGCGCUGAGCGCCGACCCCGCGCAGCCAGGCUCCGCGGCCGCCGUGGAGGCCGCCGAGGCUGCCUUCGGGCGCGAGAUCGACCGCUUCGAGGGGCCCCUGCGGCGGCCCGGCAGUGCGCAGGCCGCCGUGGAGCGCUCGCAGCUGCGCCUGGGCCGCGCGCAGGCCCGCCUCUGGCUGAACGAGGCCGCCGGGAGCGCGCGCGCGGACCUGGCGCGGGGGGCCGUGGCGGACUUCGACGCGGCGCUCGCGAUCAUGGACGCCGACUUCCGCGAGAACCCCGGCAAGGCCAUGUACAGCGAGUUCCCGAGCACCCUCACGCGGCGUGGCCUGGCCAAGGAGCAGCUCGGGGACUGGGCCGGGGCCGCCGACGACUACUCGCGCGCCAUCGCCGCCUGGCGCCCGCAGGACGGCAGGCCCGACGCGCCGCUGCGCGGCAGCGUGGCGCGGCCCCCAGACGGCGACGGCCUCGGAGUGAACCCGCUGGUGCUCAACUUCCGCGGCAACGCGCUCUCCAGGCUGGGCAGGUUCGAGCAGGCCCGGGCGGACUACGCGGAGGCCGCGGCCAUCUUCGAGAACGACCGCGAGGUGCGGCUGGCCUCCACGUCGCGCUCGAACGAGGCGCUGGCGCUCUUCGGCCUGGGGGACGACGCCGAGGCCGAGCAGCUGCUGGAGACCGGGGGGCGCCCGCUGUGCACCCACACCGAUCCCGGGCCCGGGGUGGGCCCAGCUCGGGUCGGCGUGCGCGCGUAGCGGGCGCCCUUUCAGGAGAAGGUCGUCCGGAAGGACCCUGGCAUGACAGACGCCCACGUUGCCUUGGCGGCCUCCCGCUGGUCGCGUGGAGACGUGGCCCGCGCGGAGAGCGAGUGGAGGUUCUCCUGCGAGGAGAUCUCCACGGGCUGCCAGCAGUACAAGGACCUGGAGUGGGUGUCCGAGAUACGGCGCUGGCCCCCCUCGCUGGUCGCCUCGCUGCGGAGCUUCUUGAGCGGAAGGGCGCCGAGAGAGGGGCUGUAGCCCCGCCGCUGGGCGCAGCUGGCGAGCGCCCCCGAGCCGCCCGAGGAUCUCCCGCCCCAGCCCCCCGAAAAAGGGGGACUGCACG
Messenger RNA from Prorocentrum cordatum, 2989 nucleotides. The record is from the annotation of a GenBank genome assembly. Lineage: Eukaryota; Dinophyceae; Prorocentrales; Prorocentraceae.